Messenger RNA from Rhizophagus irregularis DAOM 181602=DAOM 197198, 1077 nucleotides. Lineage: Eukaryota; Fungi; Glomeromycota; Glomeromycetes; Glomerales; Glomeraceae. The record is from RefSeq and is a predicted model, not a curated record.
AUGCACUUUGAACCGAUUUUAGAAAUCAAGACUUCGGAACUCUUGGACCACCAAGUCGAACAUCACUUGGAUUUUCAAAUUCCACGUCGGCAGGAUGAAAUCCAAUUAUUGAGUUAUUUUUUUAGGGUGGGUGGGAUUAGUGGUGUUUUAUUAAUUUUAUUGAGUUCUGCCGUUUUUUAUUUUGCACUUGGAUAUUUUGAUCCUAACACAACCCGUUUAGCUAAUGAUGACCAAAAGGAGAAGUGCUUACUUCGUAAAAAUAAAGGUAUUGAUUAUCCGGAUUACUUUGUAUUAGAAUCAGUUAAGGAAAGAUUAGAUGGCUAUGAUAUAUCUAGUAAACCUGGUUUACAGGCUCUUUCCGAUGUAAUGAUAAUGCUCUGUAUCCGUCCUGCUGAAGUUAAAAGUUUAAGAAUUUCAGAUGGGAGGGUAACUGGCUAUGUGAAACAUCGAGAUCAGGUAGAUAUUCCUCAUGCAUUUAAAUCAAUGGAAAAAAAUGAUGAGCGUGCCAGACAGUUACUUAAAUGGAUACAAGAUGCAAUUUCAUCUGGGCAGUUAAAGAUCCGUAUUCCUGUUAAUUACAGACCUCGCGGGGUACCUUACGACCAAGCAAAGCCGUUCAAACUUCAAACUCCGACAAAAACUAAUCAUAUGGCCGCGCAUCCCGGGAAAUCGGCCGAGACAUGGAACGUCAACGGUGGACAGAAUGACACAGAAAUUAGUGCGAUUACCAAAGAAAUUGGAGCGUUAAAGAAAAACGCUUCACGUAAUAAUAUCGAGCUCGGAAGCUUUCAAAGAAGUUUUUGUUUCUCAUAUACAUUUGAAAAAAAGAAAAACCAACAGGAUAUGCUAUCAGGAAAAGCUAUUAGGGGAUGGAAGCAUGGAUGUAAAGUUUGUGAUGAAUGCGAUCAUCACUCACAUUUGUAUUGCAAAAGGUAUAAAAAAGUCGCAGAAGGAAUUUAUAAGCGAUGUGAAUGUCCUCAAGUAAUUUGAUCAAUAAAGCAAUGGUGCAAAUUUAUCAGACAUUUUAUAUUUUUUUCGCAUGGAAUGAGUAACGGGAUUGUGUGAAGCAAAGUGUGU